Molecule: messenger RNA, 1282 nt
Organism: Coregonus clupeaformis (lake whitefish)
Lineage: Eukaryota; Metazoa; Chordata; Actinopteri; Salmoniformes; Salmonidae
Product: calumenin-A-like
Exons: 7
Coding region: 85-1032 (315 amino acids)
Cellular component (GO): endoplasmic reticulum
Molecular function (GO): calcium ion binding
Source: RefSeq, a predicted model, not a curated record
CUAGGGUGUGUUCAUUAAGCUGUUGGCUUGUGAAAUAGACAUACUGUACAUAUUGUGUCUGGAAUCAUCAGCCAGUUAGAUAGGAUGGAAAUCAGGCCGUUGCUCAUGUGCUUUGCCCUCUGCGUGGUCUAUGCCACCAGUAAACCCACCGAGAAAAAGGAACGCAUUCACCACGAUGCAUCUCUCAGCAGCCGCGAGCACGACGAUGCUCAGGGCUUCGACUACGACCACGAUGCCUUCCUGGGACAAAAGGAGGCCAAGUCUUUUGACGACCUCAGCCCAGAGGAGAGCAAGCGCAGGCUAGGUGUGAUUGUAGAGAAGAUUGAUGGUGACAGUGAUGGUUUUGUCACUGAGGUGGAGCUGAAAGCUUGGAUUAAGAAGGCUCAGAAGAAGUACAUCUAUGAGAACGUGGACCGCCAAUGGAAGGACUUUGAUGUCAACAAUGACGGCAUGAUCUCCUGGGAGGAAUACAGGAACGUAACUUAUGGUACCUAUCUGGAUGACCCGGAACCAGAUGAUGGUAACAACUACCAGCACAUGAUGGCGAGGGACGAGAGGCGUUUCAAAAUGGCCGAUCAGAACGGAGACCAGAUCGCCAACAAAGAGGAGUUCACCGCCUUCCUACACCCAGAGGAGUACGACCACAUGAAGGACAUAGUGGUGCUGGAAACCAUGGAGGACAUUGAUAAGAAUGGUGAUGGUUUCAUUGACCUGAAUGAAUACAUAGGUGACAUGUACAACCAUGAAGAUGAGAUGGAGGAGCCAGACUGGGUUGCGACGGAGCGUGAGCAGUUCUCCGAGUUCCGGGACAAGAACAAAGACGGGAAGAUGGAUCGGGAGGAGACUAUGGACUGGAUCCUUCCUUCAGACUACGACCACGCAGAGGCCGAGGCCAAACACCUCGUCUACGAGUCUGACUCAAACAAGGAUGGAAAGCUCAGCAAGGAAGAAAUCCUGAACAAGUACGACCUGUUUGUAGGAAGUCAAGCAACUGACUUUGGCGAGGCGCUAGUACGGCAUGAUGAGUUUUAGAUGAUUUAGUCCUAGCUAGAUAAAACCGUUUUAAACUUGAUUUGAUAAAUGAUAGAAUUUAUUUUGUACCAAACCUAUUCAUACACUACAUUGUCUCCAAUUAGUUUGUGGUGGAUAGCACACAAUAGUUGUGUGUGUUUAUAGCCACUGACUUCCCAACACUUCAUUUUGUUGUUCUGUUACAUACAGUGGGGGAAAAAAGUAUUUAGUCAGCCACCAAUUGUGCAAGUUCUCCCACUAAAAAAUAUGA